UUAGCGCGCUGUCCGUGAUGGUGAAUGUACCACUGAAAGCCUGUUCUGAAAGUCACUCACUACAUUUUUUUGGAUUACAAUUGGGAUUAUGAUUUUCUUUCCUCACAGGACAACAACUAACGACCAAACGACGUAGGAUUACAAUUAUUUCUGAAAAAUGGAAUUAUUCAAUGUCAAUCUGUGAGGAAUGAUGUGCAACACAGCGUGAGGAGAGGACCAGGCUACAUUCAGUGUCUUGUUGGAUGGCUGGAGGCCCCUGCCCAGCAGAACCUUAGGAGUCAGCAUGGCAAAGAUCUGCACAGACCAGUCCUACCCGGCAACGACCCGGCAACGGCCAUCUCUCUGCACGCCAAAUGACAAUCUGGACUCCAUUGAGAACGGAACCCCAAGGUCAGAGGUCGCUACAGAACGCUUGAGAGCCAAUGAGCUUCUGCCUCCUAAAAGGUCAGAGUGCGAGGACACCUCGUCAGAGAUUCAGGGUUCUGCCUCCGUGUUAACCAUCAGACACACAGAGUCUCACAGAGAUUCCUUUACAGGGUCAGGAGCCCUGGCCAGGAUGCACCGCGAGGUGGAGAGACCGGACUCCUUCCUGGAGCGCUUCAGGACCCCUGAGCUCAAAGAGGCCUCCGGCAGAGAGAGCAACCCACGGUCACUGGGAUACCCCGACAGAGUCCGCAAGAGGAACCAAGUCAGUCAAUGGCCGCUGGCUAUGUACAAUAUGAACAACUGCAACAACACAGAUGACAAAAAAGAUGACAAGAAGGACGAAAUAAAGAAAGAGGAAAAAAAACAGGAAGAGCAAGAAGAUGAGAAGAAAGAGGAGGAGAAAGAGGAGGAGCCUAAGAAGGAGGAGCCUAAGAAGGAGGAGCCUAAGAAGGAGGAGAAGAAGAAGGAGGAGCCUCCGAAAGAGAUUUGGAUCAUGGACCCAUCAGCAGACAAAUACUACACAUGGCUCACCAUCAUAGCAGCACCAUGUUUCUACAACCUGAUGAUGCUAGUGACCCGGGCAUGUUUUAACGAACUCCAGAACACAUACACAAUGCUGUGGAUUGUCCUGGACUACACCUCAGACUUCGUCUACUACGCAGACACAUUCGUCAGGUCUAGAACAGGUUAUUUGGAACAGGGGCUGCUUGUGAAAGACAAACAAAAGCUUCUAGACAAAUACAAACAAACGGAACAGUUCAAAUGGGACGUAAUUUCAAUGAUACCCACAGACCUGCUUUUUCUGAAAGUGGGCAUGAACAACCCCGAGCUCAGACUAAACCGGCUUGCAAAGAUGAACCGCCUCUUUGAGUACUUUGACCGCACAGAAACCAGAACCAGCUUCCCCAACGUUUUCCGAAUCAGCAACCUGGUACUUUACAUCCUGAUCAUCAUCCACUGGAACGCCUGCAUCUUCUUCGCCAUCUCCAAGACCAUCGGGUUCGGGUCCGACACCUGGGUGUACCCAAACAUCAGUCACCCUGAGCACGGCCGCCUUUCCAGGAAGUACAUCUACUGUCUCUAUUGGUCGACCCUGACCCUGACCACCAUCGGAGAAACCCCGCCCCCCGUCAGGGACUUUGAGUACCUCUUCGUGGUCGCCGACUUCCUCAUCGGCGUGCUGAUUUUCGCCACCAUUGUCGGUAAUGUCGGCGCCAUGAUCUCCAACAUGAACAAAAACCGUGCAGACUUCCAGGCUAAGAUCGACUCCAUCAAGCAAUACAUGCAGUUCCGUAAGGUCUCCAAGGAUCUGGAGGCCAGGGUCAUCAAGUGGUUUGACUACCUCUGGACGGAGAAGAAGACCUGCGAUGAGAAGGAGGUGCUGAAGAACCUGCCGGACAAGCUGAAGGCCGAGAUUGCCAUCGACGUCCAUCUGGAUACCCUGAAGAAAGUGAAAAUCUUCCAGGAAUGCGAGGCUGGGCUGCUUAUUGAGUUGGUGAUGAAGCUGCAGCCUCAGGUGUUCUCCCCAGGAGAUUACAUCUGUAAGAAGGGAGACAUUGGCAGAGAGAUGUACAUCAUUAAGGAAGGGAAGCUAGCUGUGGUUGCGGAAGACGGGGUGACACAGUGGUGUGUGCUCAGCGACGGAGCGUACUUUGGAGAUAUCAGUAUCCUAGGCAUCAAGGGUUCCAAAGCUGGUAACAGGAGAACGGCCAAUAUCAGGAGCGUGGGUUACUCUGACCUCUUCGCUCUGUCGAAAGAUGAUCUCAUGGAGGCUCUCACCGAGUAUCCCGAAGCCAAGAAGAUCCUGGAAGAGAAGGGAAAGGCUACGCUGAUGAAGGACAACAUGAUCGAUGAGGAAAUCGCUAAUGCAGGUGCCGACCCCAAGGACAUGGAGGAGAAGAUCCUCAGGCUGGAGAGUAAUAUGGAAAUCAUGACGUCCAAGUUGGCCAAGAUCAUGGCUGAGUUCACAUCCGGCCAGGGCAAGAUUAAACAGAGGAUCACCGACAUGGAGUCAACAGUCAAGUCGGUCCGGCCCGAGGACAUAUCUGAGGUGGUGGCCGACAAGUAGACCAAAUAGGCACACGACACAAUGUAUUUACCCAGAGACUUUAGGAACCUUUCACACUGAGCAAUGCAGAGUAAAAGGACAAAUCUGAGGUGGUGGCCGACAAGUAGACCAAAUAGGCACACGACACAAUGUAUUUACCCAGAGACUUUAGGAACAUUUCACACUGAGCAAUGCAGAGUAAAAGGACGAAUCUGAGGUGGUGGCCGACAAGUAGACAGGCACACGACACAAUGUAUUUACCCAGAGACUUUAGGAACCUUUCACACUGAGCAAUGCAGAGUAAAAGGACGAAGCCAACCCAACGUGUUUGAAUAGGGAAGGUGCGGCGGAGGUGGUAGAGGUAAAGGCGUACGAAACGUGGCAUUCCUCCGUUAGCUCUGUGUGGGAUGUGUUGCCAGUGUGUGUGUGUCAGCCCUUACAGUUAACACAGAGAUGUUCUUUUUUGGUUUUCAAAAAAAACAAUACAUAAAACGGUAGAUAGUUUGAUACUUUUUGACUGUUCGUAUUUAUACAUCAUAUGUACAUUAUCAACCGCGUAUUAUGUACCUUCUUAUUGAGUAAAAAUGCACCUCUAAAUAUGUGUCAAAUGUCAAUAUUGUUCAUAUCCAGUGUAUGCAGUGGAUACAGCUUUCCAUAUGCAGUGAAGUGCAGAGAAGGUACAGACUUGUGCAUCUCCAAAAUCAGAAUCGUGGCAUGGAACUGGUUUCGAGACACUCGUUGGGGCAGUAAGAGAGCCGGGUCGAUUCGAUUCCAGUCCAUUCAGAGAUUGUACACCCACAUUUCUAUUCCAAUUUCAAUACUCUUCAAUGCUUUACAAUUAGUAAAAUGUUGAAUUGUAAUCGUAAUUUGGUUUACUUUCUGAAUUGAAAUGGAAUCGACCCCAACCCUGGUAAAGAGACAAACUCUUUGGACAGGACAUUUUCAUAAUAUAGCCUUUAGUGGUUUUGGAAAUGUAUUCUUUAUUUUUCAAAUGUUAUGAGUCUAGUUCACAGAGAAUAUUAUAAUUUAGUAUUAUUGAUCAUCUGUCAAUGUGUAUGAAUGUGGCAUGAAACAUAUUCUAAUUGAUUCUAUUUCUAUGGCGACUACAGUCCACAACGGUGUAUUUUACAUGAAACAUAUUCUAAUUGAUUCUAUUUCUAUGGCGACUACAGUCCACAACGGUGUAUUUUACAUGAAACAUAUUCUAAUUGAUUCUAUUUCUAUGGCGACUACAGUCCACAACGGUGUAUUUUGCAUGAAACAUAUUCUAAUUGAUUCUAUUUCUAUG
Oncorhynchus nerka (sockeye salmon) is the source of this 3761-nucleotide messenger RNA. RefSeq names its product cyclic nucleotide-gated cation channel alpha-3-like. The coding region runs from base 284 to 2494 and encodes 736 amino acids. Gene Ontology annotation, molecular function: cGMP binding; protein-containing complex binding; intracellularly cAMP-activated cation channel activity. Gene Ontology annotation, cellular component: intracellular cyclic nucleotide activated cation channel complex; plasma membrane. NCBI's taxonomy places the organism in Eukaryota, Metazoa, Chordata, Actinopteri, Salmoniformes, Salmonidae. Gene Ontology annotation, biological process: monoatomic cation transmembrane transport. The transcript is spliced from 9 exons. The record is from RefSeq and is a predicted model, not a curated record.